Dioscorea cayenensis subsp. rotundata (Guinea yam) is the source of this 354-nucleotide messenger RNA. RefSeq lists its product as uncharacterized. The transcript has a single exon. The record is from RefSeq and is a predicted model, not a curated record. Bases 1 to 354 code for a protein of 117 amino acids. Lineage: Eukaryota; Viridiplantae; Streptophyta; Magnoliopsida; Dioscoreales; Dioscoreaceae.
AUGAGUUAUGCAGACAGCAAAAGACGAAAUUUGGAAUUUCAGGUUGGACAUCAUGUGCUCUUGAGGGUCACUCCAACCAAAGGAAUAAUUCACUUCGGAGUUAGAGGAAAGCUCAAUCCACGAUUUAUUGGCCCAUAUGAGAUUUUAGAACGUAUUGGUGAAAUGGCACAUUGGCUUGCACUACUACCAGCUCUUUCCCAUGUACAUAAUGUGUUCCACAUUUCUAUGAUGAAGAAGUUCAUCACAAAUCCUGAUCAUGUAAUACAGCUUUCAGACUUUGAACUUAACAAUGAUAUGACAUAUGAGGAGUGUCCUCUAAAGAUUGUGGAUUUCAAAGAGCAAGUUUUGAGAUGA